UGCGAUAAACAAAUGUUUGCCGAAUUUUACACAAAACUACACCAAUUUUUCUAGUCCGAGUUUUCUUCGGUUAGCUUGUGGAACAAACCUAAUUCAGCAUUUUUCAUCACUUAAAAUUAGAAAUCGAUUCGUAAUUAUUGGUAGUUGCAACAGAAAAAUCGAUUCCCGUAUCUAAGGGUUAUCGGAUUAUCUCAUCUUAAUUUGUUUAUAAAACUGCAAUGAGUUUGGCUAUGGCAAAUAUAUGUCGGGCGUGUUUAUGUAAAAAGCAGUUUAAAGAGCUUUAUGAUUGGUAUAUGCCGAUGGACGACAUCAAUGAACCACUAACGUUAAUGGAAUGCUUUCAAUUAUGUACACAACUGGAUGUAAAUAAGACGUCACCAAAAUCCCAAAUGAAGAUGCAUUACUUAUGCAAGGACUGUGUACAUGAGCUAAUAAAUGCAUUCAGAUUCAUAAGAAAAGCACAAAAGUCUGAUCAGGAGCUAUGUAGAUAUGACACUGGAUGUAAGCAUCAAUCAGAACGUUUCGAGUGGAUAAAUAUGCAAGAGUACGAUGAUUCCAAUUGUUGCGAAUCUGAGCAAGUAUCACAUGAAGAGCAUUUAGCUAUUGAAUACUUAAUUGAAGAACAAAGAGAAGCUCACGAUUUAGACACUUUGAAUAGUUCCCCCGAAAAUCGGCAGUCCACAAACAACAACAACUCGGAGAAUUAUUUACUCACGGAAAUGGAAGAAACAGAAUUAUGGCAUUUAAAGAAUUCCAAGAAGAAUGUAUGUUUAGAGGAACGCCUCAAAUAUAAACCCAACAGCAUCGAUGAUCCGGAAAAGGAAUUAUCACGAAUGGCUCCAGAAAUAGCGUCUACCUUUGAAGAUGCAGUUGGAAUGAAGAGGCACGAACAGACCCAUCAGGCGAAUAGAAAGAGGUCUAUAAGUUGCAACGAGUGCCAGCGAAAAUUUUUUACUCAAAAUGCAUACAAAACCCAUAUUAAAACUCAUGAAGAAAACCGGAAACCCCAAUUCAAAUGUGACCAGUGCGAAAAAUCUUUCUUUUACAAAGGCGGUCUAAAGCUUCAUAGACAAUGCCAUACUGGGCUUUCGUUGAAAUGUAAAGUUUGUUCAAAGCAGUAUCCGCGGCCUGUUGAUCUUGAAAUCCAUCUAAGAAGUCAUUCUGGCGAACUACCAUACAAGUGUCCGAAAUGCAAUAAAUGUUUCAAGUAUGUUCAUGUUUUGAAUAAGCACGUCCGGCAUCAUGAAGGUCAUCGUUAUAAAUGCAACUUGUGUGGAAAAGAGUACGCUCAUCAAUCAACAAUGCUACAGCAUCGUAAAGAGCACACAGGCUUACCGUUGCGAUGCUCUAUAUGCGACAAGGGAUUUGUAAAAAAAUCAAAGAUGCGACGCCAUAUCGGCGGUGUUCAUAAAGUGACGGAUGUCGAGGAAAUCGAUCAGCUUAUUGUAAAAGUAAAAACAAAAAGCAUUUACCGGGGACGUGUAACAGAGAUAUAAUCAUUAAUAAUAAGAUAAGAUAUAAUCAUAAAAAAC
Molecule: messenger RNA, 1532 nt
Organism: Rhagoletis pomonella (apple maggot)
Lineage: Eukaryota; Metazoa; Arthropoda; Insecta; Diptera; Tephritidae
Product: zinc finger protein 431-like
Exons: 4
Coding region: 219-1496 (425 amino acids)
Biological process (GO): regulation of transcription by RNA polymerase II
Cellular component (GO): nucleus
Molecular function (GO): zinc ion binding; DNA-binding transcription factor activity, RNA polymerase II-specific; RNA polymerase II transcription regulatory region sequence-specific DNA binding
Source: RefSeq, a predicted model, not a curated record